AUGUUAUUGAAAUCUGGUUUGGCUCACGCUAAAGUACAAGGUUUUGCUGAAGUACUAGUUACUAAAGAUGCCGAAGAUGGUAUAAGUACAUUAAUUCAAACCGAAGGUUUAGGUGGCUUACGACCAAAUACAAUUGUUCUAUGUUGGCCAUCACAAUGGAAAAAAGAUUUUGAUGGUUUUGCAGCUGACGCAUUCAUUCGUACAAUUGCUGUUGCUGAAGCUCGCCAAUGUGCUGUGAUUGUCCCGAAAAACAUUGAUAAUUUUCCAGAUGUUAAAGAAAUUCAAGAUGGCACAAUUGAUAUCUGGUGGAUUAUUCAUGAUGGUGGUCUUCUUUUUCUUAUUGCUUUUCUAUUAAAACGUAAUAAAGUUUGGUCACGUUGUCGUAUACGUUUAUAUACUGUGACACAAAGCGAAGAUAAUUCAGUUGCAAUGAAAAAAGAUCUUGAACAAUAUAUGUAUCAAUUGCGUAUUGAAGCUGAAGUUGACGUUAUCGAAAUGGCUGAUCAAGAGAUUUCAGCUUAUGCUUAUGAAAGAACACUUAAAUUAGCUGAACGUAUCAAAUUACUUAAAGAUUUGAAAUUAGACGGUAAAGAACUACAAGUUCAAGCUAUUGGAUUUGAACGACGAACAAGCAAGUCUCAUAUACCUAUGGAAACAAUGGUAAAUAAUCAACAGAAAUCACAACGCCAAACUACUAUUGAUGAAACGAGUGAUCAAUAUCAUUAUACAUUCACGCCAAGCCAAUUAGAGCGUAUUAAAAAUAAUGUAUCUGAAUCAUCGAUGCGUAAGAUGCAUUCAGCUGUGAGACUUAAUGAACAAAUUAAGGAGCGUUCGCGUGAUGCUAAACUGGUUCUUAUUAAUCUUCCAUCGCCACCGUCAAAACAAUCGAGUUUAGCUGCUUAUUCUUACAUGGAAUAUGUUGAUGUAUUAACAGAAGGUUUGCAAAGAUUAUUAUUAAUGCGUGGCAGUGGUCGUGAAGUUAUAACAAUAUUUUCUUAA
Molecule: messenger RNA, 999 nt
Organism: Rotaria socialis
Lineage: Eukaryota; Metazoa; Rotifera; Eurotatoria; Philodinida; Philodinidae
Source: the annotation of a GenBank genome assembly